UCAGCCAAUCAGCGUUUGAUUUUUCUGGAGGUGGCCAUUUUUAAAUGCCAUAAGCGACUGCAACUUGGCAUAGAGUGUGUGCGUGUGCUUUUUCGGAAGUUUUGGAGCCUCGUAUUUAGGUCCCAGUCUGCUGCUGCACCAGGUAUUGUAGCUGUUCAACAGCGCACAACUUCCAACUGCAUUAUAAACAUAUUUGGUCUGAAAACAAUGGACGUGUGUGCUGUAGUUCGACAACUCCGUCAGCUGGCAUCAGAUCAAAAGAACAGAGAAGCUAUUGUGAAGGACCAAGGAUGUUUACCGGGAUUAGUUCUAUUCCUAGACAAUGAUGAUGUCAGUGUGGUGGUUACAGCAUUGGAGACUCUACAGCUAUUGGCUGAUUGCCCCAGCAAUCGUCCAAUCAUGAAGAAGGAACUGGGCAUGCUCAUCAGCCUUCAGGAUAUCAUGGACAAAUCAAAGUAUGGCGUGAGGGCUCAAAACUUAGCCAGAGACAUUUACGGCACAUUGACGACCCCGCCCAGCCCCAGCCCCCUGAAGGAAACCCAGAACACAACCCAGCACAAACCCUCGACCAAACCAAAAGAUAAUAAAGCAUUCUUCCUGGGUUCCAACAACAAGAAAGGAAAAGUCGUCAUGUUACAAUUGAACGGGCUGAAUGAUCAGGCUCAAAGGAAAGCCUGCGAAGAAGAACUUCUUAAGGUCAAAGGGGUCAUCAGUUUCACCUUUGACCUUUUCAAAAAGAGAUGCAUCCUGAGAACCAAAGCUGAACUCAGACCGGAGCUCCUUGUUGCAGCAGUUGCACGGACUGAGACUGUAUCAGCUAAACAAAUUAUCCGGAAUGAAUAUGGAGAAGAAGUCUUGCUGUCCUUCGGUGCGGACCCUGGGACAGCCGACAAAGAGAACAGGUCCCGACCUGACUACCUACCGGAAGACGACAGCCCAGUCAAGGGACUAGACAAGGCGAUGGUGCGUCAAGGACAGAUGGACCAGCAACAGAAAUCUAGCUGGCUGAGUACCGCAGCAUCCUUCAUCUCAACUAGCUUCUACUGGUGAUCAUGGAUUAAAGUGGGUGGAUCCAGGAAAAGGCUGUUGGGCUGAAGCACCCCCCCCCCCCAAAAAAAAAUGGGGGGGCACGGGCAAAUGUACACCUUUAAGCCGACUGUCUGGUGUUUGAUAUUGUCAUGCAGCCCCGUUUGGUCUAAUUUCUGGGUCCGCCUCUAGAUGACUGUAUUAUUGUACAUGUUUGUAAAUGAGUGAUUUUGUAAGAUGUUUUUUUUUCUGUGUUUCCCCAUCUAUUACAUUGUAAAGCCAUUGCAAGGAUGAAAAUCUGUUCCCAAAAGAACGGGUGUCCAACCUGAGCACAGCCUCGGGUUGACCUGUGAUUUGCUUGCGCCGCGACGGAGCCGUCGGCAUCAAGCAGAAAAGUAAUGCUCGGGUCUCAAAACUGAGAAAUUGUUUGAUACUAACCUUGUGGAAGAAGCUGCAUCUCGACACAAAAUAAUCGCAACCAUGCUCAUGUCAUCCACGACGUAAUGACGAUUCCUCAGCACAGACGUGGUCAUGUGACGUCUUCAAAAUGUCGGUGCGCAUGGUGAUAGCUGUCCGACAAUCAUCCACAGCCACGCCUGUUCAUUCGACCGUUUUUGCUGAAUGCUGAUUGGUUUACAAAAUGAAAUGCGAUAAUCCGGAUGCGCCCACGAUGUCGAAACUUCACACCGGUUGACCGCAAUUGCUUCCUGCCUGUCAGGAACACGUUCAGUCGUGGUGCAGAAGUUUUUCUUCUCUUGAGACCGAUGCUGAUCAUCUCAAUAUCGCCGCAGUUAAACUCAGGUCACAAAAAAAUCGGCAGCUUACAUGUUCCCGAAGGUGGUAGCUUUGGCGCAGGUUGAUCCUGAAAAGUCGGUCACCGACUGUUCUGUCUCGUCGCAAGGUCGACCUGAGGGUGGCCUCAGUUCACUGAAGCAAAGUUGUCAUGCUGUCAUUGACGAGCAGUUUUGGUAAAGAUGGGACAGCGAAUAUGUCCAUUUGAAUGAGGAAAAGCAUUCACAGUUUUGAAACUAAAAUGGGCAUUUUUGAAAGAAAUCAAAAGCCUUUUUUUUACAAUGGACCAGUCCACUAUAAAGGUCCGCCCCAUGGUGGUUUGACCAACCGCAGCGGUGAUUAACCCUAACCAAACUCAACCCAACAAAGUUCAACAGCAGGUUUUGUUUAAAUCUGUUGGGAUAGGUACAGUUCCCCUAAACUGAUGGUCUUUUACACUGGGGUUGGCAUACCUCCAGAAACUACGUCCAACAGUGCGUGUGUAUGAUUUCCCAUGUGGGUGUUGGAAUUUGCCAGAAUGGGUUUGGUUCCUAGUAAAUUAGGCUGGGUAGUUAGGGUUAAUGUCCGACAUGCGUGCAUUUUCGUAUGACACACACGCAUCUUGAACGUGCAGUGUAGCAUUGAAGAGACGCACAUGUUGUUGCUUGUGUGCAGUGGAGGGGGCCUAACGGAUCAUUCUAUUGAAGGAGAGCGUAAAGUUUGAAGAGUAUCAAAGCUGCACUGUCCAAAGUUUGGGAGUUUUUUUGUAAUUGAAAACGGUAACGUUAAAAAUGUGUUUCAUUAACUGCAAAUGACGUUACAUGAUUUGCUUGAGAAAUAAACACAUUCUUUAUUCACCUCUUGUUACUACAAACUCGGCCGGACCUAGCCAAAAUGUUUGUUAUAUCUGAAUUUUGUAUUAAGAGUGCCCAUCCCAUUCAUUGUGCAUACAUUAAAUGCACAGUCGGGACCACGGCAUUAUGUUUGCUAUAUCUAGAAUUUGCAUUAACAGUGUUUGUAUUAAUGAGAGUCGACUGUAUUCCUUGUGUUUGUAAGAUUUAGUUUUUUGUUUUGUUUAUAUUGUUAACAGUUUUGAUAUUAUUGUCUAAGAAAUGGAAAAAAACUUGUAAAUAGAUGUUAAUUAUUUUCA
Patiria miniata (bat star) is the source of this 2947-nucleotide messenger RNA. Its product is annotated as armadillo repeat-containing protein 1-like. The transcript has 8 exons. Bases 208 to 1050 code for a protein of 280 amino acids. Lineage: Eukaryota; Metazoa; Echinodermata; Asteroidea; Valvatida; Asterinidae. The record is from RefSeq and is a predicted model, not a curated record. Gene Ontology annotation, molecular function: protein binding; metal ion binding.